This is a messenger RNA of Phoenix dactylifera (date palm), 1465 nucleotides long. Its product is annotated as myb family transcription factor PHL7-like. Lineage: Eukaryota; Viridiplantae; Streptophyta; Magnoliopsida; Arecales; Arecaceae. The record is from RefSeq and is a predicted model, not a curated record. Gene Ontology annotation, molecular function: DNA binding; DNA-binding transcription factor activity.
ACGAGGGCAAGGCAGGCCGCGGGACAGAAACCCUAACUCUCGCCCCCCCCCUCCCCCACCCUCUCAUUCACCACCUCGAUUUCUGCGUUUGAAUUCCGCGUCGACCAAACCUUCGCCUUUCCCCUCUUGUUCCCCUAAUCCUCGCGUUUCCAGGCUCCAGUUUGACCUAUUGACUAUUGUUGUCCAUCUGACGUUGCUGCGGGGCCGCGGCUUUCCUUUUCUACCUGCCGCGCCUUGGAUCUGGGCUAUAGUGCGGUGAAUUGGUUGCUUUGAUUGGGAAGUUUGAGUUUUGAAGGGGGUUCGGGUGCGGUGAAUGGAGCUUCGGAAGUGAUUUUGGUUUGGGAGCUGGAAAUGAGGGUGGAGAUCAAUGGGUUGUGGAUGUGCUGAAUCUGGAGUUGAGAGAAUUAGUGAAUUGCGGGUAUAAGAGUCUUCUCACGAUGUACCAUGCAAAGAAAUUUUCAACUGUUUCCAUGGUCCCACAUAAGGCCCAAGGCACCGAGCAGCUUGUUAAUGCUGGAGUUAUGGGUGGAUCGAAUGUAAGCAAUCCAACUAAUUCUGGAGGAAGUGGGAAACAACGACUAAGGUGGACUGCAGAUCUUCAUGACCGCUUCGUUGAUGCAAUCACACAGCUCGGUGGACCAGAUAGAGCAACACCUAAAGGGGUUCUACGAGUAAUGGGUGUACCAGGAAUUACAAUUUAUCAUGUCAAAAGCCACUUACAGAAGUACCGCCUUGCAAAAUAUCUACCAGAAUCUCCGGCCGAUGGUUCAAAAGAUGAAAAGAAGGAUUCUGCUGAUACCCUCUCUAGCAUGGAUUCUGCAUCAGGAAUACAGAUCAACGAAGCUUUGAAAAUGCAAAUGGAGGUUCAGAAGCGGCUCCACGAACAGCUUGAGGUCCAAAGACAGUUACAGCUGAGAAUUGAAGCUCAGGGGAGGUACCUAGAGAAAAUCAUCGACGAGCAGCAGAAGCUAAGUGGUGCACUUAAAGCCCCUGGGGAAGAACAAAACCCCUCGCCGUCUCCAUCAGCUUCGCAGGACUGCCUUGGUGACCCUUCUUCUCCACUCAAGAAACAAAGGAUUGCUGAUCAGUCACCAGACCCAACCCAUGAAAUGCCUCCACCAGAGUCCAAGCCUCAUUUCAUUGGUCAGUAAGAUCAGGAAUUGUAUGAAAGUAAUGUUGCUUGUUUUUCUUUUGACUUGGGGUCAGAAUUUAAAGAGGGUGGAAAUAAUUGUGAGCAGCAGGAACAGCAGUUUGUGGGGGCUACUGCUGACAAAAGUUGAAAUGGUGGUCCAAAGCAAAGAGCUCUCGAUCAGUCUCUGGACCUGCCCCCAUUAUAUUGCUUCAUCCGCACUGGAAUGUGUAAUCUUUCGUGAUUGAUGUGCUGUUCAUGCUUGCAUUGUACAAUUCAUGCACUCUCGGCCAUUUGUAAUUAUAUCCAGUAUCUAGUAUAAGUACCUGUUCACUA